Molecule: messenger RNA, 5129 nt
Organism: Mugil cephalus (flathead mullet)
Lineage: Eukaryota; Metazoa; Chordata; Actinopteri; Mugiliformes; Mugilidae
Product: frizzled-3-like
Exons: 11
Coding region: 772-2946 (724 amino acids)
Biological process (GO): non-canonical Wnt signaling pathway; canonical Wnt signaling pathway
Cellular component (GO): plasma membrane
Molecular function (GO): Wnt-protein binding; Wnt receptor activity
Source: RefSeq, a predicted model, not a curated record
GAGUCGGUGGCACGCUGCAGGCAACCAGCUGCAAACAGAGGACCGGGCAGCGGUAGAAGUACUGCAGUCAGUCGGAGGAGCAGGCGGUAGUAGAAGCACUGCAGUCGGACAGAGGACCAGGCAGUAGUGGUAGCAGUAGUAGUCGUAGUAGUAGUAGUAGUAGUAAUAGUACUGCAGUCAUUCAGAGGAGCGGUGGAGCCGAGGACCGCCCCGACAGCUCGCCGUUUUCCGCGCAAGGACCCGAUGGAUUCGGCCCGGUGGAAGACAGGAUCCUGUAGGAGUAGGCGAGACCAUUUGGAUGAUGAUGUCAUAUCGUGGGCAGAGAAAUUCUUCUGAGACAUACAGAAACCCUGAGGACACCUCCCAACAGAUGGCUUGUGGUGGGGCUAUUAUCCCAGGGACAUGUUCUCAGUCCGGGGAUGGAACAAGAGGAAGCUGUUUUUGACCAAGGAAGCACCAGGUGGUGGAGAGAAACCGUAUGAUGUUUUUGUGUCGAUAAACAAUUAGACACUGCGUUUGAAGGCGCUCUUCGAGAGACCGAAAUGAAAAGCAAAUACUACAAUGGUUGCUGAAGACUGACAAAGAGCAGGUCGAUUCAGAGCUUGCUAAUAAACUGGACCUGCACCACACCAGAGAGUGUACCUGCCUCGUGGAUUUAUUGCUUUUACCACCACCACUGACAUUGAAAAUGGACUCAUUAUCUUCAAAUGCUCAGUACCGCGGGUCUGUCUAGGAGAUUAUAGUGUCAUCAAUUUGAGACCCUGUGGAGAAAUGACCAACAUUAAGAUGCAAACACCUGUUGGAAGAGGAUGGAUCAGAGGCAGGUUUACAGAAACUACAGCCAUGGACUGCAGGCGAAAAUGCCCCGUUUGUUAUGUCUUCACGCCUCUCUUUCUUGUCCUCUUCUCCCUGGUUACACCCACACUGUCCAUCCAUAUGGAGUACAUAGAAAGCCACAGCGAGUUUAGCUGUGAGCCCAUCAGACUGAGAAUGUGCCAGGAUCUGCCUUACAACACCACCUUCAUGCCCAAUCUCCUGAAUCACUACGACCAGCAAACAGCCGCACUAGCGAUGGAGCCUUUUCAUCCAAUGGUAAACCUGGUGUGCAGUGAAGACCUGAGGAUGUUCCUGUGCGCCCUGUAUGCUCCGGUGUGCACCGUGUACGGCCGGGUGUCCAUGCCAUGUCGAUCCCUCUGCCUGAAGGCCAAGGAUGAGUGCCACAAACUCAUGGAGGUAUUUGGAAUGGCCUGGCCAGAUGACAUGGAGUGCAGCAGGUUCCCAGACUGUGAUGAGCCCUAUCCACGUCCUGUGGACCUGCUGACAGGCUCUGAACCCACUGACCAGUCGUCCAUGACCGUUCAGAGAGAUUAUGGUUUCUGGUGCCCCCGAGAGCUCAAGGUCGAACCCGAACUGGGCUACACUUUCAUGGGUAGAAAAGACUGUUCUGCCCCAUGCCCCUCAAUGUUCUUCAACCAGCAGGAGCUGACGUUCAUACGAUAUUUCAUCGGAGUGGUCUCCAUUUUGUGUCUGUCUGCAACGCUCUUCACCUUCCUGACAUUUCUCAUUGACGUUACAAGAUUCCGAUACCCUGAGCGGCCAAUCAUCUUCUACGCCGUGUGUUACGUCAUGGUGUCGCUGGUGUUCUUCCUGGGUUUCCUGUUGGAAGACAGGGUCGCAUGCAACGCAGUCAGCCCUGCUCAGUUCAGAGCUUCAACCAUAACACAAGGCUCACACAACAAGGCAUGCACGCUGUUCUUCAUGGUCUUGUAUUUCUUCACCAUGGCCGGCAGCAUCUGGUGGGUCAUCCUGACAAUCACUUGGUUUUUGGCCGCUGUUCCUAAAUGGGGCAGCGAGGCCAUUGAGAAGAAAGCGCUCCUCUUCCACGCCAUUGCCUGGGGCCUCCCAGGGGCCCUGACUGUCACCCUGCUGGCCCUCAAUAAAAUUGAGGGAGAUGGGAUCAGUGGAGUGUGUUUCAUAGGGCUGUACGACAUAGAUGCCCUGCGGUGGUUUGUUCUCGCACCGCUCUGCUUCAACGUGGCGGUUGGCGUCUCCCUGCUUUUAGUGGGCAUUGUUGCUCUGAACCGGGUGCGCAUGGAGAUCCCACUGGAGAAGGAGAACCAGACCAAACUAGUGAAGUUCAUGAUCCGUAUGGGAGUGUUCUCUGUGCUCUACCUGGCCCCCCUGUUUACCGUGAUCGGCUGCUACAUCUAUGAACACAAUUACCGGAGCAUUUGGGAGACAACGUGGAUGGAGGAGAACUGCAGGCGCUAUCACAUCCCCUGCCCAUACAAGGUCAAGCAGACGAGCAGGCCGGCCUUGUUUCUGUUCCUGAUCAAAUACCUGAUGAUGUUGGUGGUGGGGAUUCCUUCUGUUUUCUGGGUGGGCAGUAAGAAGACCUGUUUUGAAUGGGCCAACUUUCUGCAUGGACGGAGGCGCAAAGACAGUGGGGUGAAUGAGUCUCGGCAGGUGCUACAAGAGCAGCCGGACUUUGCCCAGUCUCUGCUGCGGGAACCUAACACCCCCAUCAUAAGGAAGUCCAGAGGGACGUCCACUCAGGGCACCUCCACUCACGCCUCCUCCACCCACUUAGCCGUCCUAGACGACCUUGACGAGCCAGUCAGGACUCACCACGGACACCCCGCCUCUACCAGGAGCAAGGCCAGCAGCGUCCACAGCAAAGCCAGCUACCACGGCAGCCUGCGCCGUGUCCGAGAUGACAGAAGCGAUGCAAAGGUUUACAGAGGUGCGGAGGAGCGCAGUUUCCAUGGCAGCAUGCCACGUCUCGACCACCCUCUCUCCACUCACAGCAGCCUGCAUCAGAUCGACGCCCACUCACGGCACAGCAGCCAGCGAGACGCAGCUGACGCUCCCCCCACACUCAUCACCCAUGGAACCACUUCAAGCGACGGCGGCCGAGCUGCGGAGAAUGAAGGCACCAGCGCCUGACAGCAGUGACCGAUGUGGCGAUGCAGGUGCCGCCUUUUAAAGAAAGAUGUAUCCUCAGCAGAAAGACAGGAUCCUCCUCCGUGCUUUUUUAUGAUGGGGGCUGUGGUGGUGUUAGCUACAUGCCGGCACAGCUCAGUCAUAGAACAUUUUGUGUUUCAGUGGCGUUUCUCAUGGCAUUAUUCAGGGAAAGUUUUAGAAAACAGAAACUGAUGAAAUACAGAGAGGAGGGUCAGUGUACCUGUUAUAUUUAAACUGUUCCCUGCUGGUGGAUUAGAUGAAUGUGCAGGUCGGACACCAGAUUUGAUCUUGGAAGCGGCGUCGCCGAAACACGGUGGCACUAUUCCCGGAUCUUGCAGGACCUAAAUGAAUACUGUUAAUGCGUGAACACUGCCGAGCAUUGCUUUUGUAACAAUCUUAAAUGGCUGGUCCUCCUCCUUCUUGGUGAUGUCUCUCAGAAAAAAACUUGAGACUGGAUUAUUCCCAACAUGUGUUUAUUUGUUCUGGACUGCAUCCCUUAAUGAAUGAUGUUUUAUCUCUGCGUGGCUUCACAGGCCGACGAGUACGGGCCUAGCUUGAACUUGUGGUUUAGUUAAAUAUUUUUAUACUGUGAAAAAUGUCUGGAGGUGCUGAAAGUUUCAAUGUGUCUGUGUGUCUGUGUGUGUGAGUGAGUGAGUGAGUGAGUGAGUGAGUGAGUGAGUGAGUGAGUGAGUGAGUGAGUGAGUGAGUGAGUGAGUGAGUGACGGGGCAUCAGUAAUAUGUUUUAACCUUAUUUCUUCCCUUUAGCUUGAAGCGGGGAGCUGAAAGAUGGACGUGUGUAAACCAGAAUGUAAAAGGGUCGUUUCAAAGUGAGAGAGAUAUAAUAUGGACGUGGUUGUUGUCUGGAAUAAGGACUGUUAAAACACUUACAUCCAACUCAGUCCAAAACUGUGUUAGCACUGACUCUUCUCCAGAGCCUUUCGCUUGGCUAAGAAAGACAAGGCAGCUUUAGAGACAAGACAAACGUUUACUAAUAACACACAGGACGAGAGGUCCACAUCUACAAUGCAUCUCACGUGGCUUUACAAUCUGUGUAUAACCUUACAAUAGGAAAACUGAGAACCAGUAUAUCAGUACAUUGUAAUCUGAAUUCAGGUAUCCAUCACUGCUUUCAAACCUCAUGGCUGCACAGGCAGGACUGUCGUUUAAAAAUGGAAACAGAUAACCGCGCUUCUCUUCUGAAACACUUAAAACAAGGAAGUGCUUUUUAUUUUUCUUGUGUAAAAUUCACCGCUGUGGUUGAUAUCAGCUACUGUACAUGCUCUGUGUUCACAUGUGUUUGUGUCCUUAGCCCGACGAACUCUAAUAUACCCAAAGAGGUGCUUGUGCUUCAUGUUUUCCUCCGAUGUUCCACUUGUUAAGUAAAUGUUACAGGUACUGUACACGUGCAUAGUGUAAAUGUUUUGUUCCCCUGCUGACCUACCUCACCUGUACCCUCAGCCUUCUCUCUACCUGCACGAACACACAUUAAUCGGGUGCUUUUCGGAAAGUAAGUAGUCCUAAACUCAUACAAUCAUUUCAGUGUAAACGGUGGAGCUCAGAAUCUCAACUAGUGCAUAAUCUGACCCAAUCACGUAUCUUAAACUGUCUGUCCCACAGUCGGUGGUUUUUCAGUCUACCUCUUCAGUUGAAGCCCAGCUCACUCUCUGCCUUUCACUGCUGCCUCCGUCCUCUUGUCCGUCCUUGUUCCUCCUGUCCAGCCGCCUGCGUAUCUCUUGUACAUAGACGUCCUGUACUGUGUGAUGACUGAUCUGCCUCACAUCUACCUUCUGCCUCUCAUCCUGUAUGUGCCCACGCUAAUCUUCUUUUGGACCUACAGCAAUUGUCUGUACUCUUGCAAGUCGUGACUGCUCACAAACAUUUACCUCUCAGCUGGACAUGACAACGAGAGAUGCUGUGGUGCAUAUUACAGCAUUAAAUCGGUCUCAUUCAAGUCCCUUCACAGAGAGACAUGGAUUUCUGAUGACAUCUUAUGAGACGAGUUCAGAUUGAAAUGCAGAAACCUGAAAAUAUUUCCUGAUGGUUCAAAAACAUCAUAAUGUUGUGAAUUUGAAGACUUGACUUGUAUUUGCCUUUUAAUUUAUUUGCAGUUUGGAACUGUAAUGACUUAUUGUACAUGCAGUCUAUUAAACUUUUUACAGAUGUCA